Scomber scombrus (Atlantic mackerel) is the source of this 3637-nucleotide messenger RNA. It is a transcript of the gene ssh1a, whose product is annotated as slingshot protein phosphatase 1a. Gene Ontology annotation, molecular function: protein tyrosine/serine/threonine phosphatase activity; actin binding. The transcript has 15 exons. Gene Ontology annotation, cellular component: cytoplasm. Gene Ontology annotation, biological process: negative regulation of actin filament polymerization; actin cytoskeleton organization; protein dephosphorylation. The record is from RefSeq and is a predicted model, not a curated record. Lineage: Eukaryota; Metazoa; Chordata; Actinopteri; Scombriformes; Scombridae. Bases 379 to 3513 code for a protein of 1044 amino acids.
UUCACUAGUUUAAAGAAUAUGUUGUUUAAUGCAAGUAUUUUGUAGUGUGUAUAUAGUCUUUUUUUAUAGCUACUGCUUUGACUUUCUUGUGUUUAUACCUGAACUGCCUUGUUUACAGGUGGUAUGCAAUACAUGUUCCUUGCUUCAUUAUUAUUGUUAUCUUAUUAUGAUAAAAUAAUCUAAACGAAAGCUCCACUGGGAUGGACCGGGCCUUGGAGGCACCACCUCCUGCACAGACAGCGCUGCCUGCAGGAUAUCACCGCUUCUCUCCAUCCAUCCGUCCAUCCAUCAGUUGUAUGUGUGGUUAGCCCAGCAGCAGCAGCAGCUAGCAGCUCUCCAGGCCACAGCGGCCGGCCGGUGCAUCCUCAGCUUCCAGCCAUGGCGUUGGUUACUCUGCAGCGGUCCCCGACCCCGAGCGCCGCAUCCACCGCCAGCACAGCCACCACGACCGCGGGAGAGGAUUUUGGGAGUGAAGAUGAACGGCGAAUAAAUCAAAGCCUGAGUGAGAGCUUCUUCAUGGUGAAGGGUGCUGCUCUCUUCCUGCAGCAGGGGAGCAGUCACCAGGGCCAGAAAGCACAUCCUCACCACAAACAUGCAGGCGACUUACCUCAACACCUGCAGGUGAUGAUAAACAUCCUUCGUUCGGAGGACAGAAUCAAACUGGCAGUGAGGCUGGAGAGUGCAUGGUCAGAUCGUGUGCGGUACCUGGUGGUGUUGUACACCAGUGGGCGACAGGACACAGAGGAGAACAUCCUACUGGGAAUCGACUUCACCAGCAAAGACUGCAAAAGCUGUUCGAUCGGCAUGGUGCUACCUCUGUGGAGUGACACAAAAAUCCAUCUGGAUGGAGAUGGGGGCUUUACAGUGAACACAGCGGGUCGGACUCAUGUCUUCAAACCUGUGUCAGUGCAGGCUAUGUGGUCAGCUAUCCAGGUGCUGCACAAGGCAUGUGAGGUGUCACGCAGGUACAACUACUUCCCUGGAGGUAUGGCUCUCACCUGGAUGGGCUACUAUGAGAGCUGCAUUGCUUCAGAUCAGAGCUGCAUCAAUGAGUGGAACGCCAUGAAGGAUUUGGAGACAACAAGGCCGGACUCGCCCACUAUGUUUGUCGACAAGCCUUCAGAAAGAGAGAGGACAGAGUGCCUUGUUAAAGCCAAACUCAGAAGCAUCAUGACGUGCCAGGAUCUUGAGAAUGUCACCUGCAAACAGAUCCGUACAGAGUUGGAACAACACAUGAACUGCAACCUGAAAGAGUACAAAGAGUUCAUCGACAAUGAGAUGCUGCUGAUCCUGGGCCAGAUGGAUAAAGCCACUCUCAUCUUUGACCACGUCUACCUGGGCUCUGAGUGGAAUGCAUCUAACUUGGAGGAGCUACAAGAGUCAGGGGUGGGCUAUAUCCUCAACGUUACCCGGGAGAUAGACAACUUCUUUCCAGGCACAUUCAGUUAUCACAACAUACGCGUCUACGAUGAAGAGGCCACUGACCUGCUGGCUCACUGGAAUGACACGUACAACUUCAUUGUUAAAGCAAAAAAGAACCACUCCAAGUGUCUAGUUCACUGCAAGAUGGGCGUUAGUCGGUCUGCCUCCACUGUUAUUGCUUACGCAAUGAAGGAGUUCGGCUGGUCACUAGAGAAGGCAUACAACUUUGUCAAGCAAAAGAGGAGCAUCACGCGACCUAACCCAGCUUUCAUGAGACAGCUUGCAGAGUACGAGGGAAUCCUAGACGCCAGUAAACAGCGUCACAACAAGCUGUGGCAUCCAGAUGCAGACUGUGAGAUGGCAGAGGGGCAGCAGGGGUUGGCACAGUGUUGUGGGGGAGAGGAGGGAGGUCACCAGACCCCAGAGCCGGGGAUGUCUCCCUGCUGUGAGGAGGCGCUGUCUGAUAAAGGUGCAGCAUGCCCUUCCCCAUGCAGGACUGUUUCACUGGAGAUCGAUCCUGCCUACAACAACUAUUAUUUCCGCCGGCUCUCUGACUCAGCACUGGACAGUGAGCCCUCGACACCUGUGCGUGGUCCUCCUCUCCUGGGCAUGGAAAAGGUCUUCAUAGAAAUCGAGGAUGUGGAGCGUGACGCCCUGCUGGACGAUGAAGCAUUUGAUGGGCGAGAAGGUCUGCCAUUGCCCUCCUUUGGGCCUUCAGCAGAGGGUACCGCUGCCCAGACCAGCAGUCGUGGCCUGGAACCCCUGGAGGAGCUCCGUCUGCGGCUGGAGUUUAGCACAGUGGAGGAGGAGGAUGAGGAGGAAGUGCAAAAGGAGGAGGCAGAGAUGGAGGUGCUCAUGCAGCCAGAUGACGGAGGGGGUGGGGAAGGAGGUGGAGGAGAGGAAACGCAAGAUGUGGAGGUAGAAGGCGAUACGGAGGGUAACGGGAUGGACCUGGCAAGCCUCAAUGAAAAUUCCAACAACAACAACCAUUUGAGCACACCAGAUAAUCUCUUUGAAAUCCCUCCUCCACUCUUUUUGGAUUCUAAGUCCAAGCAGAAAGAAGUCUCUCCAACUCUGGUUUCAAAGUUUUGCCUUAACUCCAGCCCUGUUGAAGUCCCAGCUGCUUCAAUACCACCAUUCCAUACCUCUGCUGAAGGCCUCCAGCCUUCAGUGGGACUGCUGCACCCCUGUAGCCCUCUGUGUGACUGUGCCAACUGUACUGCCUCCCCUCCCAGAGCUGUAAUUGAGAGAGAGGGGCAGCCGGGAGACUCACUGCACCCAGCGGAUGCGAAGGACAGUGGUGAUUUGUUAGAGGUAAACACAGAGAGUGAGAAAAGGCAAUCUGCAGCCUCUUCAGAGGCUCUCCCUGAGCUGAUGAGAAUGGAUUUGGAGGAAGAGACGCCUGGGAUGGCCUGCUUUGGCCAACAACAGGAGACCCUUUUGCAGUUGCGGACGUCUGGUCUGGUUCGCCGACGAGCCGAGAGACUUGAGAAACUUUCAGGUUUGUCUCAGGAAAGUCUGCACUCUCUGAAACCUUUGCACGAAUGCCACAUGUCCAAGAACAGCCCCUUUCACACCGAGGAGGAGGGAGAGUUCUCUGGUUUUACCGGGGAGUUCACGAAAUCUUCUACACCAUGCCAAGUUCGGUUAGAGCCACUGGUGGUGCCACUGACCAAUGAAGCCUUGUUGGGGGUGGUGGGGUCUGGGUUGUUCACACCCACCUCCUCGCCUCACGGCUCCACCUUGACACGCAGCUCCAGCAGUGACAGUCUGCGCAGCGUGAGGGGGAAACCUGGCCUCGUCCGUCAGAGGGCGCAGGAGAUUGAGACCCGCAUGCGUCUGGCAGGCCUAACCGUGUCCUCGAGGCUCAAGAGGUCCAACUCGCUGGCUAAAUUGGGCAGCCUCAAUUUCUCCUCCGAAGACCUGUGCUCAGCCUGCUCCUCAGACGCAGGAACACUACUACUCCUUUCGCUGUCCCCAGAGCCAGACCAUGGCCUAGAGUGGGAGUCCUCCAGCACUUCUGCUCAGCCCCGGCUCUGCAAGGACCUGCACACUCCAGAGAGAGCACUACCUGGUGAGCCAAGAAGCUGACACGUCAAGUGGAGGUUAUAUGCACUCCACCCACCCCCUCAUCUCUCACCCUGUGGAGAUGUGGAGGGAUGUACAGAAGGAGGAGGAGGAGAGAGUUGAGUCUACAGAAACAAAUUUUUUUUUU